GAUUUUGCAUUUCAGGGAGGGCUGCUUUAUUUACUUACAGCCCUCCUCCCUGUCAGCUCGGACACACUGCUCUGGAUAGCUGUGCACAGCACAACCAUUCAGAGCAGUGUGAUUACAGUAAAGCCCACACACACUGCCCCCCCAGUAAAACACUCCCAGCACACAGUUAACCCUUUGAUCACCCCUCAUGUUAGCCCCUUCCUGCCCAUGUGCCAUUAGUACAGUGUCAGUGCUUUUUUUUACCACUGAUCACUGUAUUGGUGUCACUGGGGAUGUCAGUGACACCAAGUCAGUUCCCCCCCAGUGUCAGAAAGCCCGCUGCAGUCCUGCCAUAA
Staurois parvus is the source of this 335-nucleotide messenger RNA. The record is from the annotation of a GenBank genome assembly. NCBI's taxonomy places the organism in Eukaryota, Metazoa, Chordata, Amphibia, Anura, Ranidae.